GCAAGCGCUUGGAAUAAAUAUUUUUAUUUUUUGUUGAAAUAUCGAGUUAAAUAAACAUUUAUUGAUCUCGUGACGUUGAAGGAAUAUACAUUUUUAAAUUAUAAUGCUAUUCAGGCCUGUAUAGUUGCUACAUUCAUUACUAAUCUUCGAUGUUGUAGCCACCAAAAUGGUCAAAUCAUGCUGCAUAGAGGGCUGUGACUUCUCCAGUCCAGAUGUAGAGUAUUUCAAGUUCCCCCGUAGCGGCUCCUUACUAACCGCCUGGAUAGAGGCAACCGGAGCGUCAGGAGGCGAUGUCUGCUCAGCUCACUUCACCGAUGCAGACUACAAGAGCAUGCGCGGCAAACGGCGGCUGCUCGGCACUGCUGUACCCAGCGUGUUUACUAAACCGCCAUCCACGGAAAACGGAAACAUCACAGACCCAACAAAAGAUACAAAUAAAAACGCAAAUACCAACCCGAAAAACAAAAAAGCUAAAGAGAAAAAGACCACAGAGAAAGCUAAAGUCGAUUCCACCAUAGACAGCAUAGAAACCACAGAUAAUAUAACUACAGAAACCAUAGAUAAUAUAACUACAGAAACCAUAGAUAAGACAGAUGAGUCUACCACAGAUACUGACACUACAAGCGCGACGGAGAAUAAUGUUGAAAAUGGAGAGAGUUCGCUUAAUACAAGGCAGGGGGGUGAAAAUAGGAAAGGGGACAAGAAUGGAGUAGUGGAAAACACUCCGGAAAUAAACGAUAUAGAAGACAUGAUCACUAAUUACCAGAUCAAGCAACCACCUCUCGCUGACAGACUCAACCCGGAUCCUUUAGAAGACCUUAUACCCGCCAUCUUGGAAAAGCAGGAGUUAAAGCAAUUGGAAGCCGCUGAGCAAGUCACUGUUGAAAUGGAGGUUUUGGAGGAAACUAGGAACGAAAUAAACACACAGGAGGUGAGUCCGAGCAAGCUCGACGUGAACCAGUUGGCCAACCACUUGGCCAACAAGUUGGACAACCAGUUGGCCCACAUGAAGUCUACGGCUCCUGUCUUCAUAGAAGUCGCUGUGGAUCAGAAUGACACCAGAGCGGAGAGUCCUCAAGACUGUCUGAUGUUGCUGGAGAGCGUCCAAUGUGACAUCGACCCUUCAAGCCUCAUGUUGCCGGAACACGGACCUGACACGGACAGCGAUAUGGAGAUAGUAGAGACGGAUAACAAAGUAACAGAAGAUCCCAACCCAAUAUCUCUCCUAACAUCGAGCGACGAAGACGAAGUUAUCAUAGAAGAACCCCACAUCGACACUGUAGAGGUCUCAGAUGAAACCGACGAAGACGACAGACCGCUCCAAAGGUUCAUCAAAGAAAAACCCAAACAGAAGAAAUCAGAGAAAAAAAAGAAGAAAAAAGGAAACUUUGAGUACUUCGUCCAUUCCAGCCCGUACUACUGCGUCCAGUGUGACUUCAAAACGGACAACGAAUCAGAAUUCCUACAACACAAUCUAGAGUUUGCUCACCAUUCGACCACCAUCCAAGUUUGCUCAACAUGCAACUAUACCACAGCGAGCAAGGCACAAUUCUCCAGACAUAAACGGAAACAUAAGGAUGAAAGAAACUUCAAGUGCCAUCUAUGUAACUAUAAAGCAGACACAACAUGAGUUUGAUCUACCAUCUCCGUUGCCACGACCCUGUUGAGAAAAAACAGGAGAAGUUCACAUGUGACAAGUGCGGUUUUAGUUCUAAUGUGAAAAGUGAAGCGUUGAAUCAUGUGAAGAGUAAAAGUUGUGGCAAUAUCAAGAGUAAAAGUGGCGGUAGCAAGUAUUCGUGUGAUCAGUGUAGUUAUAGUACGAAGAGGCGGAGUGAUUUGAGAAGGCAUAGGCUGAGGAGGCAUUCCGUUGAUGAUAGCGAUGAGGACUUUAUGAUUUAAUCUUGUUGAUACGAUUAAAUAUAGCUGGCUUAACUUUUUUGAAACAAGUAUAAAAAAGGACUGAUAAUCCCUGAACAAAGUUGCCUCUGAUACGUAUAUAUGUAGGUAUGGCUACUGAGAAUACUUCGGGAAACGCAACAGUUUUGAUUUUAAAAUGUUCUAUUCUAAACAUAAGUAAUUGCAAUAUACUAAGGAAAAAUUAAAAUUUAGAAAAAAAAAACGCUGUCAAUAGAAAUUGUCAACAAUGGAAACAAACCAUUA
Messenger RNA from Leguminivora glycinivorella, 2160 nucleotides. RefSeq names its product transcriptional repressor CTCFL-like. The transcript is spliced from 8 exons. The record is from RefSeq and is a predicted model, not a curated record. NCBI's taxonomy places the organism in Eukaryota, Metazoa, Arthropoda, Insecta, Lepidoptera, Tortricidae. Gene Ontology annotation, cellular component: nucleus. The coding region runs from base 167 to 1630 and encodes 487 amino acids. Gene Ontology annotation, biological process: regulation of gene expression.